Messenger RNA from Exophiala viscosa, 1923 nucleotides. Its product is annotated as MFS transporter. Gene Ontology annotation, cellular component: plasma membrane. The record is from RefSeq and is a predicted model, not a curated record. The coding region runs from base 1 to 1923 and encodes 640 amino acids. The transcript has 4 exons. Gene Ontology annotation, molecular function: transmembrane transporter activity. Gene Ontology annotation, biological process: transmembrane transport. Lineage: Eukaryota; Fungi; Ascomycota; Eurotiomycetes; Chaetothyriales; Herpotrichiellaceae.
AUGGAUAUCGUCGAUCGUGAUGUGCAGCGGGCUGAGGUCCAGGCCACGCGCACAUACUCACAGGACAGCAAGGAUCGCCGCUCCUUGCGCAGCCAGAGAUCAAGAGAGUCUGCUCUGUCGAGCUCAUCGGGCUCGAGCACAUCGACCGGCCAAGAUAUGGGCCGAAUAGCCACCGCAGGCACUUCGGGGCCUCCCUUGGCAACGAGAACAAGAACACACCCGGUUGAAGACCUCCGAACCGAGACACAUCGCCUGCAGCACAGCCAGACCGUGGGAGCUAGCAUCAAGUCAAGAGCCACGUCAAGGCCGCUGCCGGAAUUUGGAGGUGGAAAGCCUUACCCUCCUAUGCUACCUGCGCAGGAAGAAUAUGUAGUGGAAUUCGAUGGGAAAGAUGAUCCAAUGCACCCGCAGAAUUGGGCAUUCAGGAAAAAAUUCUACAUCGGCGCCAUUCUCGCAUACACCUGCUUGGGUAGCACGUUUACCUCGUCUAUCUUCUCCGCCUCAACACAGUCCGUGGCUGCGUAUUUUAAUGUCAGCGUUGAGGUCGCGACAUUGAGCACGUCCCUAUAUGUCCUUGGAUACGCUUUUGGUCCUCUCAUUUGGGGUCCCUUCAGCGAACUGCAGGGUCGAAAACUCCCCAUUCUCGUGGGUGUCUUCGGGUUCUCCCUGUUCUGCUUCGGCUGUGCCACCGCCAAAGACCUCCAAACUCUCAUGAUCUGUCGCUUUUUCACCGGCUUCUUUGGCUCAUGCCCUUUGGCAGUCGUGGCAGCAGCAUUCUCCGACAUGUUUGACAACCGUCAAAGAGGUGUUGCCAUUGUCAUCUUCUCGUCCAUGGUUUUCAUGGGACCUAUGCUGGGUCCUUUCAUCGGCGGCUUCGUCAACAAAUCCUACCUCGGCUGGCGCUGGAAUCUAUACAUUCCCGGCAUCAUGGGUUGUGCGGCCUUCAUCCUUAACGUGGUCUUUCUGUCGGAGACCUAUGCUCCUGUGAUCCUGGUGGACAAGGCCAAGGAGUUGCGUCGCCGCACUAAGAACUGGGGCAUCCACGCAAAGCAGGAGGAGGUCGAGGUGGAUUUCCGGGAACUCGUUACUAAGAACUUUUCGCGUCCCAUCCGCCUGUUGGUCUCCGAACCCAUCAUCCUCGCCAUCACCCUGUACAUGUCUUUCAUCUACGGCCUGCUCUAUUGCUUCUUAACGGCUUAUCCUCUGGUCUUCCAAGGUGUCCACCACAUGGUUCCUGGUGUGUCCGGCUUGCCUUUCUUUGGAAUGGUUGCGGGUAUCUUUAUUGUUGCUCUGUAUAUCAUUUACAAUGCGCGCGGGUACAACAAGAAGCUCCAAGCCAACGGAGGUAUCCCUGUUCCGGAAUGGCGUUUGCCCCCCGUCAUGAUCGGUGGUGUCCUCUUUGCACUCGGCCUGUUCUGGUUUGGCUGGUCCGGAAAUUAUGAGUCAGUCCAUUGGAUCGUGCCAACCUUGUCAGGCCUUUUCACAGGGUUCGGUCUGUUGGCAAUCUUCAUCCAAUGCUUCAACUAUAUCAUUGAUUCGUACCUGAUGUUUGCUGCAUCGGCUAUAGCAGCCAACACAUUUCUCCGUUCCAUCACCGCCGCCGGCUUUCCACUGUUUGCUCGACAGAUGUUCACUGGCCUCGGGAUAAAUUAUGCUGGUACGCUGUUAGGUUGUCUGGCGGCAGCAUGUGUACCUAUCCCGGUUGUGUUUUAUCUAUACGGCAAGAAGCUCCGACAGAGAUCCAAGUUUGCUCCGACCAUGGCAGUUAAGAAACCAGUUGAUGAAGAGGAGAGCGGUAGUGACGAGGAAAUGCAAUUUGCGGCACUUCAUGCGACUAGAAGCCGAGCAGAUCAUGAUGCCCAGAUCAGGAGCAGGACUCGAACAAGGACUAAUGGUCCCACCGACCCUGAGAAGGCUAACUAG